GGGAGGUGGAGGUUGCAGUGAGCCGAGAUCGCGCCACUGCACUCCAGUCUGCCAAUAGAGCGAGACUCCGUCUCAAAAAAAAGAAAAAAUAACUGUAAACUCUACCUUGCCUGGGGCAUUAUUUGAUGAUAAUGAUGACAGUGACAACAGCAAUAAGCAUAGCUAUCACGUUUCAGUGCUGAGUGCCAGGCAUUGCAGAAAACAUUAAAAGCAUGAUCUCGUUUCAUCCGUACCAAUUGCCCUAUCAAGUAGGAGUUGAUGGUAUUCUCGUUUUACAGCAUAAAAAGUAUGGUUCGCUUUCAAGUUCUGCCACUAGGAGGUGGUAGAGUCACAGUCGGAGCCCAAGGCCCCAGCGACUCUGGUAUACUGAAUCCCAAAAGAGAGAUGGUGUACUGUGUUGGUCAGGUGGAACACUGCUCAAGUUUUGGCUGCACUAGGAAUCUGAAGCAGGAGAAUCACAGUUCUGCUCUAGGGUGCUUCACUGAUCCCGUAGAAGUUACAGAGACAGUGAUGUCACAUAGAUGGGUUAAGACCAAAAUGCAAAUAGCGCUAAUACAGGGAAUAAGUGCCAGGAGAGAGAUAUCUAUAGAUAAACGCAAUGAGGAUUUAAACAGUUAAAGGUCAUGUGAGGGUGGAAAGGUAGAGGUGGAGUUUGAUUGGGGCUUUGGAGGAAAAAGAAUUUCAGAAGUCAGAAAUUCAUCUAAGAGUCUUCAAAUUCCUGUGCUGUCUUACGAAAUAAGUAGUUUGGUUGAGCAUGUGUCUGAAGAGGAAGAGUGAGAAGUAAAGUUUAAAGGUAGAUAGGGGCUUGGAUCACAUUGUGGAUGGCCUUGACUACCAGGAGAUUUUAACUUAUUCCACAGGCAAGGAGAAACCAUUUAAGGUUUUUACAAAGGAGUAACAUAAUUGGAGUUGCAUUUCAGGGCUUGUCUCUUUCAGGAAUGUGCUCUUUUCUCACAGAUAUUUAUUUGCAUGGUAUACUCUCUCUCCUAUUUCAGGCCUUUACACAAAUACCACCUUCUUUGUGAGGCUUUCCCAGAACCCCAUCCCAGCACUCCCUGUCCUCCUUCAUUAUUUUAUUUAAUAGCACUUACCUCAAUCUAAUAUACAUGUUUUGCCAAUUUAUUUUUAUUGUUCUCUUCCUACUGGAACAAUAGAAGAUAAUUUUGUCUGUUUUAUGAACUGCUGUAUCCACAGCACUUAGAACAGUGCUGGGCAUGUUGUUAGUUCUCAAUAAAUAUUUCUUGAAUAAAGGACUGAAUAUGGCAAGGAUGUAAAGUAGACAUUAACCUGUAGAGACUGAAGUUAAGCAAACCAAUUAAGGAGCUCCUGCUGGAAUCAAAAUAAGAGGUACCAAAGAUAAUACUAAGAGAUGUAAUCUCAGAGAAAAAAUUUCCAAAUACAUGGACAGAGCGGAAAACAUAAAGAAGUACUUGGACCAAGAAAAAGAAGAUGGAAAAUAUCACAAGCAAAUUAAAAUAGAAGAGAAUGCAACAGGUUUCAGUUAUGAGUCACUUUUUCGCGAAUACCUUAAUGAGACAGUUACAGAAGUUUGGAUAGAAGAUCCUUAUAUUAGACAUACUCAUCAGCUGUAUAACUUUCUUCGAUUUUGUGAGAUGCUUAUUAAGAGACCAUGUAAAGUAAAAACUAUUCACCUUCUCACCUCUCUGGAUGAAGGCAUUGAGCAAGUGCAGCAAAGUAGAGGCCUGCAAGAAAUAGAAGAGUCACUCAGGAGUCAUGGAGUGCUGUUAGAAGUUCAAUACUCUUCUUCAAUACAUGACCGAGAAAUUAGGUUCAACAAUGGAUGGAUGAUUAAGAUUGGAAGGGGACUUGAUUAUUUUAAGAAACCACAGAGUCGUUUUUCCCUUGGAUAUUGUGAUUUUGAUUUAAGACCAUGUCAUGAAACAACAGUGGACAUUUUUCAUAAGAAGCAUACAAAAAAUAUAUGAUGGGUGGUAGCCUAAUUUGUAUUAUGUCUACUUUAAGUGAAUAUUGGAUUUUUUUUAAAAGAUCACUUUUAUAAUGUAUGAAUUUAACAAUAAACUUUUAUAUUUCUACUAA
This is a messenger RNA of Gorilla gorilla gorilla (western lowland gorilla), 2058 nucleotides long. RefSeq names its product microtubule interacting and trafficking domain containing 1 (gene MITD1). The transcript is spliced from 7 exons. Gene Ontology annotation, biological process: midbody abscission. Gene Ontology annotation, cellular component: midbody. Bases 1401 to 1946 code for a protein of 181 amino acids. Lineage: Eukaryota; Metazoa; Chordata; Mammalia; Primates; Hominidae. The record is from RefSeq and is a predicted model, not a curated record.